GGUGCAUCUGUGGAAUACAGGAUAUCUCUGGGAGUGGUGUUUAUAAACAAAAUCCUAAGUUUGUUGAACUGUUGCGUAAACGGCAAGAAACAAGGAAGAUUUUAUUUUAAAGUACUGUUUGAGUUAACUAAAAAAAACUAAAAUGUUUCGGGAAGAACUGGAUCAAGAUAGUGGUUACAGCAUUGUACUUUUCCUCGUGGAGAAUGUGCGAAAUACGCCGGAACUCAGGAAGCUGGUGAUUAGUGGUGAUUUGGAGUGUUGUAUCGUAAAACCAAGUUUAAUUGUAAAUCCGUUUCAAGUGGUGGUUGCCGCAAACAAGGCAGUGAUAUCAAUGGGGCGCGGUAAAAUGAGUACGAGGAACAUAUAUACCGAAAUUUUGUAUAACUUAUCGCCAACUAAGCAGAUUUCCCAGUCGCUAAUAAAAUUUGGGAUAGAUGAUAAAGAAGAUCGUAUUCUUGUUUGUGUUUUGGAGAAAUGCGGUGAAAAGAAAGCGGAGAAGGUGUUGGAAAAAAUUCAAGGCGAUGAAUGCCCUAUAUACCAACUAAGCAAAUUUACGGAUGAAAUGCUUGUCAAGAAAACGUACAAAAUCAACGACAGUGAAUGCUAUUCAUCUAAUAUUUUAGACUCCGUUGUCAGUCGAAUUUCUACUAAGGAAAUAGUUGUAUGAUAGUUUCAUUACAAAUCAUGCUGUAGGUCUACUUAUUCUUAUACGUCAGAGAGAUUGUUUUAUAUCAGAUAUUUGUAUAUCAGUUUGAGUGGAUACGUAAUAUGGUGAACCAAGUCGACAAUCUCAUGUUGAUACAAUGGAUUUACAGUUUGCUUAGGAAAGAUGAAUCCAAAAAUGUAAAAAGUGAUUAAUGCACUUCUUAUGAAUUUCAACGUUUUAUGUUGAAAGCUCUUUUAUGCAUGCAUGGCAGUUAUUGAUUCUUGGGUUUCAGAUGAAUUAUUUCCAUAUAGUGUAAAGCCAUACAGGCAAAAAUUAAAAAAUUAUUGACUGGCUAUAAAAAAGUUAUCACGAAAAAUCAGAUGUAAUUAAGCUAGGCGAAUAUUGUAUCAUCAUAACUAAUGCAAAAGUUAUGAUGAAGGCUCUUGUUGAAAUAUUCAGUAUGACCAGUGUAGAAAAGAUUCUUCUCUAAGACAAUAUUUAAGCAGCGUGUGAUGUCUCUAAUAGGCACAGAGUUGGGCAUUUGACACACAAGCACUACUGGAGUUUAAAGGAUACAAUUUACAAAAUUACCAUUCAAUAAGGACUAAUAAUGAAAAUAAUAAGAGUACGAACUUUUUGUAGAAUUUGUUUGCUGUGGCUUUACUUUGAGCAAUUUGACACUAUAUACAUUGUGAUCUGGAGUUGAUUAAUGGUAAGCAGGAGAAAUGGUUCACUUACAUAAACAGUUUUGUCUGAAAUUAUAAUCAGAUGAUAAAAAUUUAAGGUUUUGCCUUCAUAUUACUAUUACUGGUUUACAUAAAUGAACACAAUUACAGCAGUUUGUCCGUAUAAGUCACAGUGCCAUGCAAACAAUCUGGCUUUUCACAAAAUGAUAUUUUGUCAUAAGCUAAAGUAUUUGAUUAAUGAACGGUCUUUGUUAUCUGCAAAUAUCUCUCACAGAAAAAUGCUUGAGAUGUGUUUUUCAGUGGAACAGCUCACUGCCUUUGUAAUGUAAAAAUUUCUCUGUCACCAAUUGAUAGUGUGUUUUUAUGUGCAAGAACUACUAAAGCUUUUGUAGAUAUUGCCAAAGUCGGUAGAUGUUUCAAUGCAACUUAAAGAAGAAAAUAUAAAAUGUGAUAUAUACACAGUAAGAGAUGUUUCCAAUAAGAUUUGUCUCUUGCUAGAAUGAUACAGAAACAACAGAAGAGUAUAUAUUGAGAGUGUAAAAUAAUUCACAGGUAUAACAAAACAGAUGCUAUGGCUUACAUUCAGUUUCACUAACCUGGCCCAAUUGUGCUAUAAAAUGGAAAUAAUACAAUAAAGAGCUGUAACUUUCAUCAAAUAAAAUGCAAAAAUAACAGGCAUUUUGGCCACGUUGCAAUGCCUGUCCUUAGGGACAAACAUCAAUUAUUGUACAUGGUGACGCAUCAGCACACCUGAAGGUUGACGAGGAAUGGAAGUAGACAUUUAAAAAAAAAAACCUGGUAAUAAAUGUUAGUUUUGUAUGAAGUGCAAAACCUUAUAAUUUUGUCAUUUGUGUAUUUACAUUAUAUAUUACAUUUGACACAUUGUAAAUGUAACUGUCACUGAGAUAAUAUCUGAAUAAAAUAUAUUUUGAAAAAAGAAGAAAAUGAUCCAUGAGCUAAGGCAGAUAAGAUACAUUGUUAUAUCCAAAGAGAAAUGUUUUAAAUUAUUCUACAAAAAAUAAGUACUUUGUAUUAGUAACAUGGGUUUUUAUCACAGAUUCCCGGUGUUUCAUCAGCCAUUUAAUGUAUUUUCUUAACAACUUCAAACUUGUAUCCACAUUUCUACAUUACACAAACAAAAAAUAUCUUAAAUUGCUUUUAUCAUACCUGCAGGCAAAAGAUUUUGUUUGUCUACUGCAAAUGAAAAUUGCUCCUUAUCUGAAGUAGUACUAAAUAUCACAGUUCUAACUGUAAUUAUCACAGUAGCAUGAUUGAAGGUAAACACUUGUUUGCACAUAAUAAACUUGUUUUCUUAAUUUGUAAAACAAAAUUUCAAAAACAGCGAUGACAGAAAAAUUAUCUUAACAAGUUACAAAUAUAUUGAUUACGGAAUUUGAGGUGACACACACCAGUACUUUGUACCUGCAUAAGGCAAAUAAUUGACCUAGAAUUGAAAUCUAGGAACUAUGACUCUGGCCCUGUGGACCCUUGAUAGUUUCAUUGUGAAGUGAAAGAAACCUAAAAUAAUUUAUAAACAGUUAUGAACUUAGUUUUGAGAAAGCAAGUAGUAAUUGCAUAGCACAGCAAAUACCGAGAUAGUGUGUUGCUUCCAUCUUCUGUAUUAUAUGCAACAUAAAUUUAAAAAAAAAAAAAAAAUGAAAAAAAAAAAACUGUUGUGAUAUUUCUGUAUAACACUAGUAACACUUGACCACAGCACCCGAAAAUAAAACAUGUAAUUUUAACAUUCCCCACCUGCAAUAAGCUUCCUUGGGAUUGCAUGUGUGAACAUGGUAACAGAAAAAACAAUUUUUCUGUAAUUGGAACAAGCAUGUCUAAAGAUAGAUAUUUUUGAAAACAGAGAAGCUGAAAUAUGAAGGGAUUCUGUUUCUAAAGUAUUGUUUUCCUUUACAAAGAAAAAAAUGCAGCUUUUAUGGGGCAAGCUUUUGUGGGUUCAUGAAUGAGAAUAAAUUUACUUCAAAAAUGAUUUGUUCAUUACUUGCAUAAUGCAGGAAAUUCACAUAUUAAGUUUUGAAGCAGCUUUGUUAUUAGAAUUAAUAGAAUUCAGAUAAAUUAAUUUAAAUUUCACAAGUGAGAAUGGUUUGUUUAAGACGGCCAUGGCAAAUAAUUCUGCAGGAUACUUAACACAUCAGUAACAGUACACAUGGAAGACUAAGUAGUAAUGUGCAAUAUAUUUUUCUAGUUCCUUCUGAACUUUUCACCAUUAUUACACUUAAGUGGGGAGGGGGGAUUGUCACAGUGAAUAAAUUUCUCUGUCAAAAAACAUUAUGAUAAUAUGGCUUACUCACAAGUUCUUAAAAAAAAGAAAAAAUUAUAAAAAAGAGGAAUAAUCUUAUGCAGGUACAACAACCAAUCUUCCAAUUCUACUUUUUACACAUAAUUAUGAGAUUUGAACUUUUUUCCAUGAGUGUAUAUUUUAUAUUUCUAUCUUGACUUAAAAGAAAAUAACAGAAUAAUCAAAAACACACUAUGGAGACUGUGUACUUUCAUAUUACUACAGGUCAACUCCAGUUGUAGUAGCAUAGCACACUGGACUGUGUUACAAAACUAGGAAUAAAAUUAUUUAAAAAAUCCAACAAUAACAAUUGAAACAUUCAUUGUAGAAAAAUUUUAGAGUGUUAUAUAAGUCAUAAUUCACUGUCUACAUUCAUGUAUCAGACAAUUGCAAGUAGCUUUUCCUGUAGUUAUCUAUGGUAACUAAAAUUAUAUGAUACAGUGAAAAUAGGAUUGAUUUGUGCAUUGUUUAACAAGUGGCUAUACAAUAGUGCACAUGGUUUACAUAAAUUAUGUUGCAUUAUUAGGAGUAAGUCUGGUGCUUUGGACUUUGUCUGUUACUGUGAACAUACAGUCAUUCAGCAGUACUUCACAAUUAAGCACUACAGAACAACAAUUUCUGAGGGGUAACAACAAUGGGAAAGUUAAUUGUAUUAGUAAUAGCAUCAUCAGAAGAGGAAAAUUACAUUUAGGAAUUAUCGCUUUCUGAGUCGGAAUAACGCCAUUUAUACACAAAUAAAUGUACAUAUAGUAAAUGUCAUCUUUGAUUAUUUAAUACAUCUGUGACUCGUAAAACUUCCAUCAAGAAAAUUUGUACAUUUAAUGGCUGAAUUCAGUGCUGAAACAUACGAAUGAUUGUAAUAUGCUCUAAGACUAGUUUGUAUAGUUACUUUUUUGUCCAUGGUUUCUACUGCUGUUAGCACAAAGCUCUUUGCUGCAAUAUUAAGUACUUUAUCAUCUAUUUUGUUUAAUUUGUCUCUGUUGUAACAAAUAAUAUUGCACAUGACAUCUGCAUUUCAUACAAAGCAUUAUGCUAUAAUCCAAUAAAAGCAUGAGAUGGAACAGUUGAUGUAUUUUCUGUAACCACUCUACAGCUUUUUAUAUGGUGUGUCUGCUUGUGUGUGUGUGUGUGGGG
Schistocerca nitens (vagrant locust) is the source of this 4759-nucleotide messenger RNA. Its product is annotated as EKC/KEOPS complex subunit TPRKB-like. Lineage: Eukaryota; Metazoa; Arthropoda; Insecta; Orthoptera; Acrididae. Gene Ontology annotation, cellular component: cytosol; nucleus; EKC/KEOPS complex. The coding region runs from base 143 to 667 and encodes 174 amino acids. The transcript has a single exon. The record is from RefSeq and is a predicted model, not a curated record. Gene Ontology annotation, biological process: tRNA threonylcarbamoyladenosine modification; telomere maintenance via recombination.